GCAUCAUCGCUGCAAACACAGCUCUGCCAUGUUUGUACUCCGGUCGUGGAUGGGAGUCUUUGCCGCAUAGAAGCUGUUCUCACGUUGUUGUUUUUUUAUACCCUCGUAAUGGUGAAAUACUGACGAUUAAAUGCACUUCAGCUCUGUAGUGUGACUCUAAGCGGGACGCGCCUUGCACCAUGUCAACCAACGCUCAGGAUUUUGACUUUGAUGAAUAUGACAAACCAGGCGCUGAGCGGUCACGCAGGAGGAGAGGUGAAGAUGACGAUCUAGAGAGUGAUUUGGAAGAAGAAUUGUUGGAGGAGGACUGGCUGUCAGUGAAAAAGAAUCCCUCAGAAGUGUCAGAUGAAGAACUGAAUGAUGACCUUCUACAAAGUGAUGAUGAAGAGCUAGUUUUGAGUGGUCAGGAUGUGAGCCUCAAUGCCACAUACAGCAUGGGCACAUCCUAUAACCAGCAGGACAACUUGCAGGAAGCAGACUACACAGAUGACGUUGUGAACCUGGGCGCAGAGGGCUGUGAAGAUGGGGAUGUAGAGGUGGAGGGGUACCAGCAAGAGGGGGAAGAGGAGUACACAGAGGGAUACAGCCAGGAGGAUAACACAGAGAUGCCUGAAGACCAAAUGGAUUACACAGGAGAGCAAGCUGAGGGUGACGAUGGUUACCAGGAUGAAGUGCUAGACAUCCAAAUCAAUGAGCCCAUAGAUGGUGAAUUUCAAGAUGAUGAAUAUCAAACCUCUUAUGGUGAUCAGCAUCUGGAUGAACAUGGAGUCCAACAGGAGGAGGCCCCCGAGGAGGAUGAGGUUGGGGGAGAAGAGCAGCAGGAAGAGGAGGAGGAAGAGGCAGCUGAGGGCUCUCAGGUCUUUGACACAGAGGAGGUUGAAACUGAGGCUGUACCUGAGGAAGAAACAAAGGAGGAAUCUGAUGAGGAGGAUGAGGAAGAUGAAGAGUCUGGUCGCAUACGGUUCAAAUCUGAGAGAAAAGAUGGCGCUGUGGUCCGGUUGGCUGACGCAGGGAGUAAAAGGAGAAAUAUCCCCGAAACACUAGAACUGUCCGAAAAGGCCAAGCAAGAUCUGAUGGAGUUUGAGGAACAAGAACGGCAAAAGAGACAAAACCGUUAUGGAGGCAGAGGCAGAGGAGGAGGAGGAGGACGUGGGGGCAGAGGAAGGGGAUGCUUCCCACCUUUUGGAAUGGUAGAUUUUAGAGGAGGAAACAGAGGAAGAAUGAAUGACCAGAGGAUCCCCCUGAUGGGAAACAUGGGCAUGCAGCAGCCAUCCUCCCGAAUGCCUCCUCCUCAUCAACUUCAUCAGCAGCAACUGCAGUCCCAGCAGCACCACCCUUCGCGUCCAAGAGGACCUCCUCCCUUCCAAGAGCAUGGGCGCCCGCUGGCCCAGCAGCCCCUUCAGCCCCUCAUCCCCCCGCACAUGGCUCACCGCUCCCCGCCGUUGCGGCCGCAGAUGGAGCCACCACCACGAAUGAUGAGCUCCCCGCCACCCAACUUCCCCCAGCAUCACCAACAGCAGCCUCCACAGCCCAAAAACAUCCACAUUAACCCCCAUUUCAGAGGGCCCACAUCAUCCUCUGUACAGGUGCCCUUGAUGCCUCCUGCUCAGAGCCAGCCCAGACCUGCUGUGGGUCCUCAGAGGUUCCCUGGACCGGGAGACUUCCAGCAGCACAUGUCUGGUAAUUUUGGUCAGCCCCAGCGGCCCCCUCAUCACAUGGAGCCCUUUAGGAACCAGCCACCUCAAGGCCCCCAAGACAGAGAGCCCCUCUUUAUGGGCGAGCGCACAGAGUCAACACGGUUUCCAGGGCAACACAUGUUUGAUCACCAGGGCCCCAGCCCUCUGAUGAACAACAGCCACAACAUCCACCACCACCAGCAGCAGCUGCCCGGCCAGGGCCACAUGGGUUUCGGCCCACCAGGACCGGCCUUCAACCAGCCGGGCCAGGGUCCGCUAGGACUUUUUCCAAGAGAACCCCCAAGACCCAACCUCCCCCCUCACCAAGGUCACCAGGGGAUGAUCGGCUUGAAUCAACAAGGCGGCCCCCCCAAUCAGCCUAGACCGUUUAUGGGCCCUCGUCAGCCGUUUGGCCAGCAGGGGAACCUUUUCCCCCCUCCACAAGUUCAAUUUGGGAUGCAGGUACGACUAAGAGGCUUAAUGCACGGCCCUCCCGUCUCACAGCUUCCGCACCAAGACUCCAUGCCACCCCAUCAGCCUAUGCACCAGCACCAGCAACAUCAUAGGCAGGACUUAGCCCAUCAUCAGCAACAGCAGCAGCUAAAUGUCAAUGAGCCUCGCCCCAUGAUGCACCAUGGCCAGAAUCCCUUCCACCAACAACAGGCGCAUGGUAGCCCCAGGCAGAUGACUCCCCGCCCUCAGAACCCCCAACAGCGAAACAUGUCCAACAGGCAGAGGAUGAACACACCUCUCUCCAAGCAAAUGCCGCAACGCAACAGCAACCUACGGGAGCUCCCUGUAGCACCUGGCAACACAAACAUGAACAGUGCCCGCCCCGCUGCCAACGUUAGGCCUGUUGCCAAGGCAACGCAGGGGGUGCGUCCCGGGCAGAACACUCAGCCGGUGCCUAUCGGUGGAAGAGGAAGAGGCCAAGUUGCUGCCAAGACUGAAUCACAGCCUGGGGGAGAAGGCAGGACAGUGGUUUGCAAGGAAAUCCCAAGCACGCCGUCCAGCACGGCACCACAGAACCCUGAUGAGGAUGAGGAGACACGGCAGUACCGUCUGAAGAUUGAGGAGCAGAAGCGUCUGAGAGAGGAGAUCCUGAAGAGAAAGGAGAUGCGACGGCAGAUGCAGGCUGGUGUCAGAAAGAAGGAGCUGCUGGACAGGCUCAAUUCCCAGACAAACACUCCAAGCCAAAGCCCAGUUCCUCCACAGAUUCAACCCUCACACCAAAAUCAGCAAACGCUGCACCCUGUACAACAACAACAACAACAACCACCACCACUACCACCACCACAACCCCAGCAGCAGCCGGAACAAAAACAACAGCCGCAACAACACAUACAGCCACAACAGCAGAGACAAUUCCCUCAGAGAACACCACAAUCAUUAAAUCAAUCAUUAAAGAAUCCUAAUCAGGGCACCCCCAUCCCUCCCAACGGCAGCGCUCAGACCCCUACACCCCGUCCCAAUGUCAAGACACGCCUGCAGAUGGUAAAAGGUAGCACCCAGCAGCAACAGACUCCCGGGCCUGGUCCAGACCAGCAAUGGAAACAACCCCAACAAAAUCAGCCGCAGCUGCUACAACAGCGAAGGAACAGUGCUGUGCAGAAUGUAAACAGACCUGGUGCUCAGAUCCAGUCCAAUCAGGUCCCCCAAAAGAAUAUACCUGUAACUCCCUCUGUGGGCCCUGGCCAGGCUCAGGCUCAGACUCAAGGACUUAAACCUGGGACGAAAAGAACUGUGAUGCAGCGGGCCAAGAAUUCUGGUGUGGAUGGCCAGCAGGUGCCUCAAAAAGUCAGAGUCGUCAAACUUUCAGGAGCGAGUGGUACUGGGCCUGUGGCCACCGACGGCCCAGUGCAGCAACAAGGCACCUGGUCGGCAACCCCGCUCAACCAAGUCGUCCAAAGGAAGGUCACAAUGACAGGACAGCAGCAACAGGGAACAGUCGAAACACCGCAGGCUGGCCGAGGGGGCAUGGGCAACCCACAGCAAAACAGGGUUGUCGUGUCGGGCCGGGGCCGAGGUAGAGGGGCUGGUCCGAUAGGUCGAGGUCGUCCGGUGUCCACCAGACAGAGCCCAAGAGUUGCAGAGACCGAUCGCUGUACUGUGUCCAUAGAGGGCCUCUCCUCAUCCACAACUGACACUCAGCUGAAGAAUCUUCUCAGGUCCAUUGGCCCAAUAGAGAUGUUCAAAAUGAUGCCCCAGCAGAGGAAAGCAGUCGCCAAAUUUUCCAGUGCCCAGCAUGCUUCCAGUUUCCAAAUGAGCUUCCAUAGGCACAUGAUUGAUUUGUCCCACAUUGAUGUGUCGCUGAUUGAUGGAUGAGGAGCACAAUAGAGCCAGGGAGUCCUGUUACAAGAAGUCACUUUCUCCCAACGUGGGAGCCUCUCGUGUACAGCUCCAACCCUGGCAUAGGAAUAUUUCAUCGGCCCUUUGGGGGUCACCCACACACGGUCAACGUCUCCGCACAGAAGCAUCGUUCAUCUCCUGUCAACUUGGAACAGUGAACAUAAAGACCUUGGCUGCGAGCAUGUCAUUGUUUGACACUGUCUACCAAUUGUCCAUUGUUGUAAAAUGGCACUGGAGAGACACUGGACAUUUAAUCCAACUUUGAUGUAGUUUGUGAGGAAUGUUUUAAGCAUCUUACACGGACAAUAGGUAGAACUUGUUAUAUGAUAAUGGUUGCUCCCCUCCUCAGUUAGAUUCAUUAUUAAAACAAAUAGAACACUUAAACGUUGUCAUUUUGAUGUGACCACUUCAUCAUAGUUUUUUUAUUAUUUGUGGCUCGUUCUGGUCUGGUUCGGAUGCAGGAAGUGGUUGUGACAGACUGUGGCCAGCCUGUUCACAUACAGUAGCAGUGUUUCUCCCCCUCUGUAGAUGGCGGUAUUUCAUCACUAAUGGUGCUUAAUUUUUUUCCACCUCAAGUUCGCUUUCAGGUACAGAUGAGUCUCCAUCAGUUUUUGGGUGAAUGGCACUACCUAGUGGAGAACGUGCAUACAGGCACAGGAUGAUUUUAAAAAUUUGACACAUAGUAGUGGCUGGGUCCAAAUUGGCAUUGGAUAUAACAUGAAUACGUUUUUUUUUCUAAAUUCCCAGUCAAAAUUGUAAAUGUUGUGACUCUUGUGUAGAUUUUGUGGUGCUUUUCAGUUUCAGUUAUGCUUCUGGGACAGUUUGGUCAGAUCAUCUCUCGAUUAGGGUAGUCACUUUGGUCAUUUGGCAUUUCUCCUUGUUCUAAAUGUUAUUAGGUCUUUUAACUGUUACAUGGAAUCCAUUUUGGAAUAAUCCUCCAUGCCCUUUGGAUGUAUAUUUUAGUUGUAUGUGUGAUUAUGGAGUAGUUAGAUUUAGGUUUCGAAAUGUGCAGCGUGUGCACUGAGGGAAUGUGUAUAAAUGUUUUUUGGAGAUUUUUUAUGAUUACAAUUUAAAUGCAUAUUGUUCGGGAUUUGAUAAUUAAUCGUAGAUUUGGUAGAUCAGAGAGAAUUGCUUACAGUUCUCUGCAAGAUAUGCAAACACUAUGUACAUUUUUUGCUAGGAUAUACAUGAGGCUUUCUCCGCUCUGGUAAUAUGGAUUGGAAUCUGCGUGACCAUCAGUUAAUUUUGGUGCCUUAUCUUUUGAGCUGCAUAGUGUACCUGGAAGAGCACUUUGAACAGUUUGCCUUUCACACUGAGCUAGAUGUUUGGCAGUAGAGCAGAAAGGGAAAAUAAAUUCACUGCAGUACUUUGCCCCUUAAAUUGAAUUCCCCUUAUUAUAGUGAAGACAUCCUCUGUAAAUUCUGAGAUCUUACUCAUAUUGAUAUCGUACUCCUACAUAAAGACACAUUUCUUCAGAUGUGUGUGAAGUUGUUGUACAAUCUCUAAUGCAUCACUUUAUUUUAAUUUUCUAUGAGCGUGAGCUCUUGUUUGGGGGGUGAUGCCACAUCAAUGAAAACCUUAAAUUUUUCAAAAUACUCAAUUUCCAUGUCUGGGUCCUCGAUUUCAUUAGACAUCAUUAUUUAAAGUAAAUAUAGCAAUUUAGGCUCAUUUGCUUUUUACAUAAUCCCAUGAUUUUUUUCUUCCUCAUACAACAUUUUUGUUAAAGCUGGGUUAAAUGUUUGUGAAACAGAAGCAGUUCUUUUAAAUAUUAAUACAUUAUUACCCGUAUUAACUAAAAACUAAAGUUUAGUUAAGAUGUGAAUGUCGUGUACAUUAUUUGCAGGAAUGUGUUAAAGGAAGCCGAGGGGGCAACCAUUAUCCGUGUAGUGAUCAUGUACAUAAGUAGACCAGAACUUUCUCUCAAUAUUUAUCCUGUUAAAACAAAUUUUGAGUUAUUCUUUACUUUCGUUGUAUCAUCACAAUUUUAUAUGUAAGGAUGUACCAAUGUGUCCAGACAUAAAUCAUUUUACAAAUGUUUUGUUUCUAAUUUAGAGCCAAAAUGAAGAAUGACUGGACCACAUUUCUGUUUAUAAGACAUUUGACAAAAAGUUUAAGGGAAAAUAAAAACAUGGCCAAUAUACCCUGAGCAUGCAGGUAUGUGAAGCCGGUUAAACUUUAGCCCAAAGAUGUGUGGUUGUGUGUGAUGUCCAUGUGUCCGGUGCCUUUACGAUGAAUAAUCUUUCUCAUUUGUGCUGCAUUUUAUUCAUUGAUUCUUUACGUAUUCUGUAAGUUCCUGGGUAUUUAACUUGCAACAUAUCACAUAUAUAUAUAUAUAUAUUUUAUAAAGCGUUUUUUAACACCUUGUAUGGCAAGAAAUACUACCUCAUGUAGAUUUAGGGGGGAUGCCACUGAAUUUUGGCAAUGAAAUCAUUUGCUUCAUAACUUUUUAUAGAAACAUGAGAAUGUUUUCCCCUGCCCAUUUAACUGUGAUGUCAUACUAAUGUUCAGCUCCCUACAGCCCGGACAUGCUAAAGGUAAAGCAAUAGACAAAGUAGCAGCAUUUUAAACAAUUUCACUGGAUUUUGUUUGGUUGGAAUAAGCCAUAAUGCAAAGAUAAUUUGGAGGGUUGACAUUUAGACAUCUCUUUAAUUACCGUUCGUAAAUCAGCUCCUGGCUGUGCAUCUGGAUGACAUCACAGAUUAAGUUAUUGGUUCUCUGGUAACAAUUCAUAUUCACAAGUGCUUUUUGGCCUCUGUCCUUGACUGCAUGUGUGAAUCAAAUCAAUAGAUUUAGUGGUAUUUCCCUUUUAAAAAAUAUUUCCCAUUACUUGAAAUAACUCAAUUCACUUCAAGUUUUAAAAUAAGCUGCACAUGUGUGAUUCUUGCCAGUAAAGGUUUCUAGAUUCUCAACAUGCUUUACAUAUCAGAAGCUUUGGGACAAAUGGGGUGUGUUUAAACUCCUCAAAUUCCUUCUUACUUCUUGUAAAACUUGAGGUUGCGUGGUUUCAAGUCUUUUUGUAUGUUGUACAGUUGUUCUAAACUUCUUUAUGUUUUAUUCCUUUUGUUUUGAGUUGAACUGAUGUAGAAGUUUUUGUUCCCUAACAAUGUGUAUUUAAUGUCUUCCAUGUUGUGCGUUACAUUUUUACUUUUCGUACUUUUUAGUGCUGUGGUAAAUCCUGUGGAUUUAAAAAAAGUAUCGGCAAUGCCAUUGAUAGUUAUAUUGGUAUAAGACACCUGGUCUUGUAAUGACAGAACAGAUUCAUAUUGGAUCUAUUUGUACCUUAAUUUUAAGAAUUUUGUACAUACAUGCACCUUGAACUACGAUGUUCUAUUUCUCAGAGUAAUUUUCUUGAGGAAAACGGUGAUCUGAAUGGUGAUGAGAACUUGAUUUACAGUAGGCUAUAUUACUAGCAGGAUGUUUUUCCACUUACAUCACCUCAUGGUUGCAGUACAGUAUUUAGAUAUUUGAUUAAGCUCAUCUGUGACAUGUCUGUGGGGCUUUCUUAUCCUUCAUUAUGACUGCUAAUGACUAGUAUCAAUAUGUUUUAUAUGAGCUUUGGGUUAAAUACGCAACACUAGCUGGCUUGGGUUAUACACAACACUAACAACUUCUUUUUCCAUAGGUCCAUUUGGUGAUCCAUGUUGCUGCUGCUGGCUGAAAUAAUCAUUUCUUUGUUUUUCCUCAGGUUACAUCUAUCUCAGCAGAGCCGUGUCUCAAGCUGUCAUCGAUAUGGUUGCUAGCCCCAAAAGCAAAGUUAAGGGACCAUACCAAGGGUUCAGCAUGUUUUUAGCAAAUCAACAAAUUGGGUUAUAGAUGUGUUAUAAUUUACUAAUGGCUACUUAACAAAUUAUAACUACAACUUUCCCCAACUUCAUAUAGCACUGUACGAAAUCAAUUUGCAAGAUAAGUCACAUCAAACUAUCAGUUGGCUUUACUUUUUGUCAAAGUUAUGUUAAUGUUGCACGAUAAAGCAGAUAUUAUUGGUGCCUUGUGCUUUUAGAUCUGGGUAGUUGGGUAGCUUUUCAUAUGUCCCUUUUUAAUGAGAUCAUUUAAGGUUAACUUUGCAAAAAAAAAACCCAGCCGGUCAUUUGAAACCACUUGCUGUUUUGAAGACAUUUCCUUAUUUCUCAAAGGCUUUGUUUUUUUUUUUAUCCUGCUGGUGUGAAAAAUAAUUCAUUUGCUGCAUGUUGUAUACAACACAUCACCAAACUGGUAGCUUUUAAUUUAUUUGUAUAAUGUUUCCUCAAGUUAUGCUAAACAACUAAGAAGAUACAAUAUGUCAUCUCCAGGUAGUGCCUUUGGUUGGUUCAAGUAAUAGUUGCACCUUGUUUAUUUAAGUUGCCUAUACACCAGAUGGACUAGUUUUUGUACCAGCAAAACACAGCAUCAAGUGUUGUCAAAUGACCUACCUUUUUAUUUGCCUUGUAUUUAUCUUGAAGGAAAUCAGUGGCUUAAAUCUGUGACUCUGAUGUAAUCAUUAAUGCAAAAGUCUUAAAACGUAGAAGUAUUGAUUACAUGAGAGGUACAAACAAGUUGAGCAAAUGCAUGCAAAACCAUUGGCAUGGUCCAACACUUGCGGUCCUCCUGGUUUUAGCACAGUGGGCUUUUUGAGGUUGUAGCUGCACAGAUGUUUUGUUUUAGACGCCACUAUACAAAUUUGUCUUAAAAAACCACACCUGAUAGUGACCACCAGUCACGACGGGUGUCCCCAAAACAGAAUGACCUCUAGUAUUUUAACACAUUGAUUUUUCAACAGCGUACUGGUGAGAGGAGCCAUUGACCAGCUUUUAGCCGUGAUACGACUAUGUCACUUUUCCUGCCUUAACUCACUCACUCACUUAAAACUUAAGGUUCUUUUUACAGCCAUGCAGUAUCCGGCCUUGGAACGAAGAUUUUACUUGAGCUUGCUUCCCCCACUAAAUAGAUGUUGCCGCACUCAGACUAUUGGUCCCGACACAUUUCCUUCCAUUAAUGCUUUUCCUGCCAUCGCUGUUCUUCCAACUUUCAUAUGUGACAGUCACUCAUCUUUUCUUCAAUGCUGCCGUGGUUGAAUGAACUUAAGACUUCUGUAUCAAGCAGGGUGGCCUACCUGGAUUACCAUUGUUUGUUAGCCCAGUGGAUGGAGGUUUCCAUCUCUGUGACGACAGCCGGGUUCACAGAGCAGACACGUUACUCUAAAGCCGCUUUAUGGCUUUCACUGCACCAAAGGUCAUCCCAGCUUCUUGACAUGCAUUGUUUGGUUGGAUGUUGAAAAAGACACUACAGUGGUUUCCUCCUCUCGAACAGUAUGGUGCACCAAAUAAUGACUGAAAAUCCAACCUCGAGUUUUGACUAUAACUGUUGACAAUCCAUCCUGUCAUGUGUGUUCACACUUUGAAAUGAAAUAUGAAUGAAAUAAUCACAUUUUCUGUUGGAAAAUCUGAAAUCACUGUGAAAUUUGUUGUGAUACUGUAAAUGAUGUGAUUUUUUAAAAAGAGAUUUUAUGUUUUUUAAAAAGUGAAUAAUUCUUAAAGAGAUGGAAAUUUACAUUUGAUACCAGAAACUAAAGAAAAAUAAAUGUUUUUGACAUACACAA
Messenger RNA from Morone saxatilis (striped sea-bass), 9600 nucleotides. It is a transcript of the gene rbm33a, whose product is annotated as RNA binding motif protein 33a. The transcript has 19 exons. Gene Ontology annotation, molecular function: RNA binding. The coding region runs from base 180 to 4001 and encodes 1273 amino acids. Lineage: Eukaryota; Metazoa; Chordata; Actinopteri; Moronidae. The record is from RefSeq and is a predicted model, not a curated record.